Molecule: messenger RNA, 861 nt
Organism: Puccinia graminis f. sp. tritici CRL 75-36-700-3
Lineage: Eukaryota; Fungi; Basidiomycota; Pucciniomycetes; Pucciniales; Pucciniaceae
Exons: 4
Coding region: 1-861 (286 amino acids)
Source: RefSeq, a predicted model, not a curated record
AUGUUUGCGCCCCAAAAGGACAAGUCUCGCGCAAGAUCACAAAAGAAAUCAUCUAAAUCCACCAAGAAGGGCCUUAACAACCGUGUUGGCUUCAAUUCCAAGGAGAUAAACCCAUCCGGCCCCUCACCAGGAUCUAACAGCUCGAUCAAUCCGCUGGAAAUCGCUCCGAAGGACAUCUUGAAUGGCGAUGACUCAACAAUUGGCCACAAGACCCUGAUGCCGGCUUCUGGUGCCUUCUCUGGAUCAGACAACUUGGAUGAUCAGCGGAAUUCAACCCAAGAGGACGUCUUUGACAAUGAUGAUUCAAUGGUCGGCCAGAAAUCCAUGAUCAACGACAGCCAAAUCGAUCCAAAUCUAGAUACUGCAUCUCUGACCGAUCAUCUGAUGAUUGGUGAGCAAGUUCCGGACACCCCGGGACGUGGAGGAAUAAUUCGUGGCGCUAUAUCCGCGGCAAUGUGCUCCUUCUGCGAUGAAGUGCUCCCCGACAACCCCUCUGGCCGGUUUGUCAAGCAGAACCAAUAUCUGACCGGCCUACGUGAGGCCAAGCGUCGAUUUAGUUCUAAAAAUCCCCAGGCUUUGCACCUACCAUUCCCCAGGACCGCCGAUCAUUGUCGACUGCACCGCGCAGAGCUAGAGGUGAUACCUGCGGGCGUGAGGCAAGGGUGGCCCUUGAACAUUGACUUUGAGAUUCUCACCUGUCGGGUUACUUCGCAAGAUUUAUACCUGCGCCAAAUAUGUGCUAGGGAAGUGCCAUCUGGGUUCUUUGAUGUGGCCUUGGCCCACUGGAUAACCCUUGGGCCCCGAGGUGUUCAAACCAUGGCACAUGAGAUGGCAACUUUCCAUGUGGAGCAGCCUGGCUAG